Messenger RNA from Penaeus vannamei (Pacific white shrimp), 1686 nucleotides. Lineage: Eukaryota; Metazoa; Arthropoda; Malacostraca; Decapoda; Penaeidae. The record is from RefSeq and is a predicted model, not a curated record.
AUGGACGUCGGAUCCUCAGAGCUGUGUAAAAGAAACAACUUCCACUGCCAUUUAAAACCUACAAAAGAUGCAACAUGUUUACUAACAUUUUCAAUCAGGGAAAAGGGUAUAAAUAUAAGACAUAAGACCAAAAAGGCAAUUAUGUUUAUAUGUGCAAAUGCUCAGAAUGCGCAGUGUAAAUAUCACUGUAAGAGCCAAGUAGCCAUCACGCUCAAGUUGACCCCAACCAAACCGUGCUUUGCGAUUCAUGGUCGUGGUUCGAAAUGUGGUGAUAUCCUCGAAUAUCUCAAGUUCUUGAUGCAGACUAACUCCAGAACGGGAGACUUCACCAAAUCGGGCUAUUUAGCCGACAAAUCUCGAGGAGAGAGCCUUGCUGAAACCAAACCAAGUUUUGCAACACAGUUUCGAGCAGAUGAUAAAGAUGAUUUUGACCCACGCCAAGCAGCCGUCAUGCUAAUGAACAUGGAUGAAAUGCCACAAUCACUGGCCGAGUCCACCAGGAUUGAUGCAAGAGAAUUUAAACAUGUUCCAGCUUGUAAGACACAGAAGCUAAAGCUACCCGACGUGAUCAAUCCCUUUGCCGACGAUCUCCUGCAAACUCUCCUGCUAAACAUGGAACAUCCUGUUGAGGAGCGAGGAGGCUUUGUGCUGCAACAGGGAAAGCUACCUCAAGUGAAGCCAAAUAGCCAGAUCACCCUUGGAGGCGAGAUGUUCCAUGUGCGGCGCUUACGAGGGGAGGGAGCCUAUGCCAAGGUGUUCCAGGCCUCGACACUCGACCCCAUGAAUGUCACCAUUAUGCCCUCUUUUGAUGACAGUGAUGAAGAUGAUGAGGAUGAGGAUGACGAGAAGCAGAUGAUUCUGAAAAUUCAAAAGCCCUCAUGCCCAUGGGAGUUCUACAUUUGCCAUGAACUCCGUGAACGGCUGAAGGCUGAGAAUGCAUCCAUCAACAUGCUGGAUUCAGUCAUGAGAAUAAACAGGGGAUACUUCUAUAAUAAUGGGUCAAUCCUGGUGAACCAGUACCACAAGUAUGGCACAAUACUGGACAUAGUGAACAGAUACAAGGUUGCUGGCAAGACUGUCCCAGAAGAACUAGCCCUGUAUUUCAUGGUGGAGGUCCUGUCUAUCCUUGAGGCGCUGCACAGUUGCAACAUAAUUCAUGCUGACAUAAAGCCUGACAAUUUCCUGAUCCGCAACACCCCAGUCAUAGAUGCAACAGCAAGAUCCCCAGCCGAGAUGUUUGCAAGCUGUCCAACCUCAGUCAAACUGAUUGAUUUUGGUCGAAGCAUUGACAUGCAGUUGCUGCCUGAGGGAACUACCUUUGUGGAAAAGGUAACAACAGAAGGGUUUACUUGUUGUGAAAUGAGAGAAGGCAAGCCUUGGACCUACCAGCCUGACCUCUAUGGAGCUGCAGCAGUUGCUUUCUGCCUUCUCUUUGGUUCCUAUAUGGAUGUCAAGAAGAGUAUGAGUGGCCAGUGGGAACUGAAGGGUGUCACUCUUAAAAGGUACUGGAAGAAGGAGCUGUGGCAGUCGGUCUUCUCCACUCUGUUGAAUGUACCCUCCUGCGCUGCCAUCCCUAGUCUGUCCAAGCUCAAGCAAAUUAUGACUACCUUCUUUGAGAACGGCAUGCAAAACGAGUUCAAUGUGAAGGUUCAGCAACUGUUCACCAUGAUGAUUCAGAAGACCUGA